Molecule: messenger RNA, 2853 nt
Organism: Puntigrus tetrazona (Sumatra barb)
Lineage: Eukaryota; Metazoa; Chordata; Actinopteri; Cypriniformes; Cyprinidae
Gene: tmem65
Product: transmembrane protein 65
Exons: 8
Coding region: 341-988 (215 amino acids)
Biological process (GO): regulation of cardiac conduction; cardiac ventricle development
Cellular component (GO): mitochondrion
Source: RefSeq, a predicted model, not a curated record
CAAAUGCGACUUCCGGAGGACGCAGCCUUCCUUUGGUUUUCUGAAUCAGCCUCGUCAUCGACGAGCCAAGGGCUUCUCCGACUACGUUUCCCAUGAAGCAUCUGCCGCGCGGAACUACACUUCCCAUCAUGCAACGUCAUCCCGGUGCGCGUCAGAGGAAAGUCUUUGAGGCGUUUUUGAACUGUCAGUAAUUACACAACGAUGAAUCAUAACGCCUAAAUAAUCGCAGAAGAGGAAUUCCCUGCCUUUCUUGCAGCAGGAAUGAGAAGACAGACGACCGCGGAUUGUUGAAGGCGCCGCUGGGUGAAGGUUGUUUUGGUUCGUGUGUUUCAGUGCAGCGAUGAACCGGCUGGCUGUGCUCCGCGCGCUCGUGGCCCGCCGCACCGGACCGGCUCCGCUGCCCCGGCGGUUUCUCGGUACGCACCGGCGCAGGAUCAAACCGGAGCAGCUGGAGCUGCCGAACCAGGCGCGGGAGUUCGUGUACAGCCUGAGCCCGGCGACCCGGAGCUGCUUACUGAAGGAGCUGCAGAGCUUCCAGUCCCAGACCCAAGACUCGGAGGAGGCGUCCCCUCCGGCCGCGGCGCAGCUCAGAUACAUUCUCCUGCACAACGCCAUUCCCUUCAUCGGCUUCGGCUUCCUGGACAACGCCAUCAUGAUCGCCGCCGGCACUCAGAUUGAACUGUCCAUCGGAUUGACACUGGGAAUAUCUACCAUGGCAGCGGCAGCUCUGGGGAAUCUGGUGUCUGAUUUGGCUGGACUUGGUUUAGCAGGUUACGUGGAGGCUCUAGCUGCUCGUUUAGGGAUGCAGAUUCCUGACCUCACACCCAAACAAGUGGACAUGUGGCAGACCAGAGUCACUUCACACAUGGGUAAAGCCAUCGGCGUCGCUAUCGGAUGCAUCCUGGGCAUGUUUCCGUUGCUCUUCUUAAGCGAUGAUGAAGACAAAGAGGAGGAGAAGAAGAAGAAGAGUCAUCCGAACUCAAACUAGCAGGCUCUUCUAUCAGCAUGACGACCUUUUAUUUUGACAAAGUGAAGAAAAUCGAGCAAAAGAGCAAACGUUCACACGGUAAACCUGAGAAAAAAGUCUUUAAACAACAGUAGAGAGUAGCUAUUAGUUAGUAGGUAGUUAAGAGUUUAAUCUAGAGAUGAAGACUAGAUGUUCUGAGCAUGACUUGAGUUUCUCUUGAUCUGUUUUUAAGGCCGGUUCACAACAGGAACCAGAACUCUGACCAGUCGUUUUAAUAAGCACUCCACACACAGUUAUCAUAAGAUCCCGUUCAAGUCGAGUCUCGUUUCUUUCUGUAGCACUUCAUACAGAACAGAAACUAAAACAGUGUUAAAGCAAAACCGCUCUAGAGAAAACCUUCUCCUGUUCUGAAGAUUGUUGUAGUUCUGGUUCUCGUCGUGAACGAGCCUCUUUCGACUUUUCUGUUGUUAGUUUUCUUCUUAAUAUCUCGACUGGUUUCCUGUAGAUUUUUAGCAGCAUGUUUUUCUGUGGAAGUUUAUUUUAGUUUGGUUUGAAGUCGUCCGGGAUGAACUCGGUCUGAGAGAGCGUGUCCCGGAGAGGACGGUUUUUAAUCCGCUGUUGAUCUGUGACGCGCAUCAACACGACUUCAACUGGAAUUAGUUCUGUUCUGGACAGCACAAGCCUUUUUUACGCUCUGCAUCCGAGACGUGAAGCAAACAUCUGCUGGUGGACCCUCGGCAUCAUGGGAUUCCUCAGAAAUCAGCCAAAGUCCGGCGCCAGGUUUCUGCGGCUUUUAAAUCCGAGCAGAAAGUUCCUGGGUUUUUCCUCGGGAUUUCUGUCUUGUUUUCCAGCUCGGAUCUAAACGUCCUUAAUGGGUUCUCUUUUGUGACAAAAAUCAUAUCAAGUAAACAUCCAUGAGGAUAUUUUGUAGCAUAAAUAUCAAAACUUCAUUUUUGACUAGUAAUAUGCAUUGCUUCAAAGCUUUAAAGGUGAUCUUUGUUGGUUGUAUUUCAGUCAAAUAUCGUCCUCUCCUAGAAAGAGGGUUUAUUCGUAUUAAUAGUUUGUUUUAAUAAUACACUCCACUUAAUCUUGAUCCGUUUCUCAGAAAACAAGACAGAAAUCCUGAGGAAAAGCGUGGUUUUAUUGCAGCGUGAUCCGAAGCGUCAGGAAGUGUUUAGUUUCUCUCUAAUGUUCACUCAGAGAACACACUGACCUUCUGUGAUCAGCUUCUCUUAAAUUGUUCUUCAUCAAAUCUGCAGAAUCCCUUCUAAUAUCUCUUUUUCUUUUUAUUUGUGCCACGUUAUAAUCGCUCCAAUCCUAAAAAAACAUUUACAAAUGAAUUAACAUCAACUUUAAAAGUAAACACUAAAUUUAAAUUAUUAUUACAAUAAUAAAACUACUAAACAAACACAUUUGUACAAGAAAUGCACAAUUAAGCUAUUUCAGCUUUUCUCAUUCAUUCAAGUUAUAGUGCUUUAAUACCUAUACUAAUCUUUAAAUCAGAUAUUAAGGAGGACGGGCUCUUAGGAGGAGAAGUACACCGCUGUAGUUCUCCAGUGAGAGUCAGCGGUGAAGAGAGAAAGCUUUCAAAAGUACUCCAAGCACCAAACGUGAAGGAUUUAGUAAAGUUGUGUAGGACUGCUCCGCCUCUGGGUCCUGAAGGAAGCUGUCUCCCGAGUGCCUCCAUGUAGCUCUGUAGCAGAUGAUUUCUGACGUGUCGCUGCCGAAUCGCCGCUCGGACAGAAAUACCUCUGUUUUAGUAGAUUAACGAUCAAAGGAUUCUGGGCUAGAACACGCCCGGAACACGUGUUGCUGAUGUUAGUGUAUACUCAUGAUUGGACACUAUGCAUACUAAUAAAUAUUCAUGUAUAUAUGAUUAUUGCACA